This is a messenger RNA of Aspergillus melleus, 519 nucleotides long. Its product is annotated as Alb1 domain-containing protein. The record is from RefSeq and is a predicted model, not a curated record. Gene Ontology annotation, biological process: ribosomal large subunit export from nucleus. Gene Ontology annotation, cellular component: preribosome, large subunit precursor; nucleolus. The coding region runs from base 1 to 519 and encodes 172 amino acids. The transcript has 3 exons. NCBI's taxonomy places the organism in Eukaryota, Fungi, Ascomycota, Eurotiomycetes, Eurotiales, Aspergillaceae.
AUGGCCAAGACGAGAACUCAGUCAAAGCACUCCCGCGCUGCGAGGCGGGCAGCUUCGCCGAGUCUUGAUGUCGACAAGUCUGUUAUGUCCCUCCCGCGGGUCGAGGAGACCGCACUGCCGCGCGAUUCAGUUCUUGCCGACCGCGCAAAUUCCGGUGUAUCUAAAAAGCAGUCGAAGCCUCGGAACAAGUCGCGAGCGCAGCGCCAGAAACAACAGAACGGUAUAGAAAGAGCAGAAAGCGUUAUGGAUCAGAUGGAGAAGAAGGUGUCCAACAGUGUCAGCCGCGCAAAAGCCGUGAAAGCACGCAGGGGCGAAUGGGAGGAUUUGAAUCGCAAAUCCGUAGCGUCGAAAUUCCAAGCUCUUGAGAAUGAGGCAGACAACGACGAGGACGAUGCUAUGGUCGACGACUCCGGACCUCCUGCAAAGACGAGGAAACCCCAGCCUCAGCAAACAAUUGUGACCCAGAAUCCUGUCGCGGACGAACCGGCAGGCAUCGACGAAGAUGAGGAUAUUACCUGA